AUACGCACAUAUAUACUUCCACAUACAUAGAGGUUUAAACGAGAGUGCAGAGAUAGAUAGAUGGAGAAUCUUGAUAUGUCUUGUGCCUUUGGCAUCUGUGUUGGCGCUUUGGGUGUCAUGCUUGGCGUUCUGUUCUUUAAGCUUGUUUUGUCUUGCUGGGUAUUCCCAAUUCGAGCUCUAAGGAAGCUUCGAAAGAACGGUUUCGCCGGUCCAUCUCCGAGUUUUCCUAUGGGAAACCUCGAUGAGAUGAAGAGGUUGAAAGUGGAGAGUGCGUGUAAGACGAAAGCCACCGCCAUCACCCACGAUAUACACUCUGCGGCCCUUCCUCAUUUCGCCCGGUGGCAACAACAAUAUGGAAAAGUGUUCGUGUACUGGCUAGGGACCGAACCGUUUUUGUAUGUGGCAGAUCCCGAGUUCUUGAGUGUUAUCUCGAAAGGUGUGUUGGGAAAGAGCUGGGGAAAACCAGAUGUGUUUAAGAAAGACCGAGAACCCAUGUUUGGAACUGGCUUGGUCAUGGUCGAAGGCGAUGAUUGGACCCGACACCGCCACAUCAUCACUCCUGCUUUUUCCCCUCUUAACCUUAAGGCCAUGACAAGUAUGAUGGUAGAGUCGGCGACCAGUAUGAUGGACAGAUGGGCCGUACAGAUCAGUUCUGGCAAUCCCGAGUUCGAUAUGGAGAGCGAAAUCAUAGCAACGGCCGGAGAGAUAAUCGCCAAGACAAGCUUCGGAGUCACAGGAGAAAAAGGACGUAGGGUUCUCAAGAACCUACGAGCCAUGCAAUGCACACUCUUCAUGUCGAAUCGCUUCGUGGGUGUGCCGUUAAGCAACGUUCUCGGAUUCAAACAAACCCUAAAGGCCAAAACACUCGGUCGGGAGAUCGACGGUCUGCUUUUAUCAAUCAUAAACGAACGGAGAUCAGGAUUAGUCCAACGAGGCGAAAACGAUGUUGUCAACCACCGUGAUCUGUUGGGGUUGUUGUUGAAAGCGGACGAGGAGAAGGGAGGGAGAAAAUUGACGGCGAAAGAGCUCGUGGACGAGUGUAAGACUUUCUUUUUCGCCGGCCAUGAAACCACGGCUCUGGCGUUGACGUGGACGCUUAUGCUUCUUGCCAUUCAUCCCGAGUGGCAGGAGAAGCUCAGGGAAGAGAUCCGACAAGUGGUCGGAGAUUCCGAGAUUGAUUACAACAAACUUGGGGGCCUAAAGAAGAUGAGUUGGGUGAUGAACGAGGUUCUCCGGCUAUAUUCACCGGCACCAAACGCGCAAAGACAAGCUCGGAGAGACAUAGAAGUCGGCGAUGGUAUUAUCGUCCCGACCGGAACCAACAUAUGGAUUGAUUUGGUGGCGAUGCACCGCGAUCCCGAGCUGUGGGGAGAUGAUGUUUUCGAGUUUAAGCCCGAGAGAUUUGCCGAGGAUUUGCACGGUGGAUGUAAGCACAAGAUGGGGUUUUUGCCGUUCGGAUUCGGAGGGAGAAUGUGCAUUGGUCGGAACUUGACAGCUAUGGAGUACAAGGUUGUAUUGACUCUGGUUUUGUCCCGGUUCGAAUUAUCGGUUUCGCCCCGUUAUUGCCAUGCACCUACGUAUAUGCUCUCUCUUCGUCCCGGUUAUGGUUUGCCUCUCUUUGCACGUCCACUUUAGAUCUCUCUCUCUGUUGAGAGUAUAUUCUUUGCAUUCAUGCAGAAAGGAAUUAAUACGUAUACGUAUACGAGUAAAA
Messenger RNA from Tarenaya hassleriana, 1711 nucleotides. Its product is annotated as cytokinin hydroxylase-like. Gene Ontology annotation, molecular function: heme binding; monooxygenase activity; oxidoreductase activity, acting on paired donors, with incorporation or reduction of molecular oxygen. The record is from RefSeq and is a predicted model, not a curated record. Bases 61 to 1635 code for a protein of 524 amino acids. NCBI's taxonomy places the organism in Eukaryota, Viridiplantae, Streptophyta, Magnoliopsida, Brassicales, Cleomaceae. The transcript has 4 exons.